Messenger RNA from Gasterosteus aculeatus aculeatus (three-spined stickleback), 1081 nucleotides. RefSeq names its product claudin-4. NCBI's taxonomy places the organism in Eukaryota, Metazoa, Chordata, Actinopteri, Perciformes, Gasterosteidae. Gene Ontology annotation, molecular function: structural molecule activity. The record is from RefSeq and is a predicted model, not a curated record. Gene Ontology annotation, cellular component: membrane; bicellular tight junction.
CUGCUUAUAUGAGCAAUCAGCAGUCCUGAGAAUGCUCAUUCAAUCUCCACCCCGCGACGUAGAUUAAGCAGACCACUGUGCACUUUUUCUCACACAGAGUUCAGACAUGCCGUCAGUGGGCCUUGAGAUACUUGGAGUAACUCUGGCUGUACUGGGAUGGAUCUUGGCCAUUGUCUCCUGCGCUUUGCCCAUGUGGAGAGUGUCGGCCUUCAUCGGGGUCAACAUCAUCACGGCGCAGACCACCUGGGAAGGCAUCUGGAUGAACUGCGUGGUGCAGAGCACGGGCCAGAUGCAGUGUAAAAUCCACGACUCCAUCUUGGCUCUGAGCUCGGAUCUCCAGGCUGCCCGCGCCCUCACCAUCAUCUCCAUCUUGGUGGGCAUUUUAGGGGUCCUGGUGGCGACGAUGGGGGCCAAAUGCACCAACUGCGUGGACGACGAGCCGGCCAAGGCUCGCGUGAUGAUCGCCGCCGGGGUGGCCUUUAUUCUGGCAUCCUUGACCCAGCUGAUUCCCGUGUCGUGGUCUGCCCAUAGCAUCAUCAUGGAGUUCUACAGUCCGCUCAUACCUCAGGCCCAGAAGAGGGAGAUAGGUGCGGCCCUGUACCUGGGCUGGGCUGCAGCAGCACUUCUGCUCAUUGGAGGGGGCAUCCUCUGCUCCAGUUGCCCGCCGCAACCAGUGAAAAGAUACGGGCCCCCAUCAAAGAUGAUGUACCCCCAACAAACUAGGUCGCUCGCCCCGAGCGGCUACGACAGGAGAGACUAUGUCUGAGCUGCCACCUGCUCCUUUCUCACACCCCAAGGGGGGAGGAGGGGGGAGAGUACUGCUCGGAGAGACCCGGAGCGGACAGUCAUUGUUUUUACAACACGUCUUUCUUGUUUAUUGUAUGCCCUUUAGAACAGAGGGCAGAAUUCACUUGUUUUUUCUGUACUGAAUAUUUUGUGUGUGACCUUGGGGCUGCUGGGAGCACCGAUGCUGAACAACUUAUCCAUGAUGACAUUGAUUAUUUUAUCUGUAAACCAAUUCAUGUGAAAUGUUUUUGUAUAAAAUGUUACUUUUUCAUUAAAAAGGCCUUUUAAAAAAUGG